CACAAAACAACUUCAAUACCAACCAAAGUUCCUAGUUACUGCAUCAAAUUUGUUUACUUCUUCCAUUUCAGCAUAGGCAGACAUGGCAGCUAACACAUUCUCAUCAACAAGGAGUUUGAAGGUUCGAUCAUGGCAACGAUGCUCAAAGCAAGUUAGAGAGCGGCGGGCACGGCUCUAUCUCAUAUGGAGAUGUACAGUGAUUCUCCUAUGUUGGCAUGACUAAGCUCUUGGAGAGCAGUUAGAGCUCCAUUUGAAGCUUGGCCUUCAAUUAGUCUUUGCCUAACUGACUAGGUGGAAGCUCGUAUACCUGGGAGCUGUGGCCUCGUGGGAGUUUAAUUAGCAUUGAGUAAAGCAGGAUUUGAUGUAGUUUUGGUUAUAAGAGACAAAAAUCAGAUCAAACUGGGAAUGUCCAGUGGAUGUAUAAAAGACAAGUACCAUAGGAAGAAAGCUGAAUUAGCUACAUGUUUAAGUUAUGUUUUGCUAGUGUGUAUAUAUAUCUCUCAUAGCUACUGUUUUUCAACUUGCUGGGCCCUUCACUCUCUAAAGAUGAAACUUAAUCUGGUGAGUGGUGACACAUCUCAUCCUUGGAGCAAUUACCUCUGCAGACUCCAGCUAUCUCUUAACCAUCAAUGGAUGUAUGACAUAACAACCAAAUAUGCAUUCAA
Messenger RNA from Quercus lobata, 665 nucleotides. It is a transcript of the gene RTFL14, whose product is annotated as ROTUNDIFOLIA like 14. NCBI's taxonomy places the organism in Eukaryota, Viridiplantae, Streptophyta, Magnoliopsida, Fagales, Fagaceae. Gene Ontology annotation, biological process: negative regulation of cell population proliferation. Bases 83 to 223 code for a protein of 46 amino acids. The transcript has a single exon. The record is from RefSeq and is a predicted model, not a curated record.